ACAAAGAAUUCGAAAGAAGAAAAGAAAAAAAAAAAGCAGAGCAAAAGGAAAAGAAAAAAAAAUGGCAUCAACAUUUGCAAGCACGAGCAGUGUGUUGAGGCCGACGCCGUUUCUUGGUCAGACCAAAGUCUCCAGUUCCAAUCCUCUGAGAGACGCUGUCUCUCUUGGAUCUCCCAGAUACAUUAUGAGCAAUGAUUUGUGGUACGGACCGGACAGAGUGAAGUACUUGGGACCGUUUUCCGUACAGACGCCGUCGUACCUCACCGGAGAGUUUCCCGGCGAUUACGGUUGGGACACCGCCGGUCUGUCGGCCGACCCCGAGGCCUUCGCCAAGAACCGAGCUCUUGAGGUGAUCCACGGGAGGUGGGCAAUGCUGGGAGCGCUGGGAUGCAUAACACCAGAAGUGCUGGAGAAAUGGGUCAGAGUGGAUUUCAAAGAGCCGGUCUGGUUCAAGGCCGGAGCUCAGAUCUUCUCUGAAGGUGGACUCGACUACUUGGGAAACCCUAACCUCGUCCACGCUCAGAGCAUCUUAGCCGUCCUUGCCUUCCAAGUCGUACUGAUGGGUCUCGUCGAAGGUUUCCGCAUCAACGGUCUCGAAGGCAUCGGUGAAGGCAACGACCUUUACCCGGGCGGUCAGUACUUCGACCCCUUGGGUCUGGCCGAGGACCCAGUCACGUUUGCCGAGCUCAAGGUUAAGGAGAUCAAGAACGGGAGGCUGGCUAUGUUCUCCAUGUUUGGAUUCUUUGUUCAGGCCAUUGUUACAGGGAAAGGACCUUUGGAGAAUCUCCUUGACCAUCUUGACAACCCGGUUGCCAACAAUGCCUGGGCUUAUGCCACUAAGUUUGUGCCUGGAGCUUGAUCUUGUUUCUGUAAAACAAUGGAUUCCUGGAAUGGAAAAGAAAAAACCCUAAUUUGAUAUUUUAUGCACA
Molecule: messenger RNA, 929 nt
Organism: Tarenaya hassleriana
Lineage: Eukaryota; Viridiplantae; Streptophyta; Magnoliopsida; Brassicales; Cleomaceae
Product: chlorophyll a-b binding protein 3, chloroplastic
Exons: 3
Coding region: 62-859 (265 amino acids)
Biological process (GO): photosynthesis, light harvesting in photosystem I; response to light stimulus
Cellular component (GO): plastoglobule; chloroplast envelope; chloroplast thylakoid membrane
Source: RefSeq, a predicted model, not a curated record